AUGUCCGGCGGUGGGUGCAGCAUCCGCGCAAUCUGGAUCCUCACGCCAAACGACGCGGUUGCCUUCUCCAGGCGGUUUGCAGUGGUGGAGAAGCGGUGGCGGGUCGCGUGGGAGGCGGAGGGGGCGGGGAAGGGCGCGGAGAUGCCGCUGCCGGCGGACUACGAGGUCGCCGCCGCGUUUGCCAACCGCCGGAGAAGGGAAGGCACGGCCCGUGGCUCUGGUAUCCGCACAAGCUUAUCAUCUGUUGGAUCGGAUUCCUGGGUCGAUGAUCCAAUCACUCGUCACAUUAUAUCCCUUCAGAUUGACAAAGAGGAAGGGGGUGGGUUUAUGCUGUGGCCAGUAGUUCUUCAGAAACGUGGAAGCUAUUAUGUCCUUGUGCUGCCUCUGGUGGAUCCUCAGUUAUUUAAUGCGUUUGAGAGCCUACUGAAAAGACCUGAUUGCGGGAGUUCAGCAAAAGAGAAUGGCAAUCUUUCUUCCAUUCUGCUCAAUCUUCCGUGCAUAACAGGGGCCUUUAUGGUUGCGAAUGUUAUUGGCGACAUAAUUACUGGUGAUGUUGCUGAACCAGAGGUGAUCGUUAGUUCAGGCCCCUCUGUUGGUGGACUGUUAGAUUCAUUGACUGGAAGCAUAGGCAUUACAGCCCGGUCAAAACCUAUCGCUGCGCCUGUUGCAGCCCCAGUUGCAUCAGUUUCCUCGCCUGUAGGUGCUGCUCAGUCAGACUCUUUAAAAGGUGGUAUAAGACCUUUUGACAAGGAAUUACUACGAAGCUUCAUCAUUGGUGCCAUGCCUUUUGGCACACCUCAGGAUCUUAAUUAUGGCAAUGUUUCUUCGAUUAGAACAACUGGGUAUUCAGCUGAUCCUCUUCCGACAGACCAGAAGCAACCUGCCUGGAAACCUUACCUAUAUAAAGGGAGGCAACGGACUCUCUUUUCUAGCCUGGAGACUAUAAACGCUGCACUAUAUGACCGUGAUGAUGUGCCAGAUUUCCUUUCUGUUUCGGGUCAACUAACCUGUAGGGCUGAACUGGAAGGGUUACCUGAUGUUUCUUUGCCACUGACUGGGUUAAAAACUGCCCGUGUGGAGGUAUCAUCAUUCCACCACUGUGUUCAAGCUUCAGAGCCUACUGGUGAUAAGCAAUCUCUGCUAUUUCAACCACCACUAGGAAAUUUCGUUUUGAUGCACUAUCAAGCUCCAUGCAACAUCAAUCCACCUGUGAAAGGGUUCUACCAGUUGUCUAUGGUAUCUGAGAAUGAAGGUGCUUUUCUAUUUAAGCUGAGACUGAUGGAGGGUUACAAGUCCCCGUUUCUUAUGGAAUUUUGCAUGGUUACAAUGCCAUUUCCUCGAAGAAGAGUUGCAUCAUAUGACGGAAAUCCAUCAGUUGGGACGGUUUCAAUGACAGAACAUUUAAUUGAGUGGAGAAUUGUUUCAAGUGGCCGGGGCCUCAGUGGUAGGAGCAUUGAAGCUACCUUCUCUGGUACUGUUAAAUUUCAUCCUAGAACAACGCAACGAGUAAAUUCAUCAUUUCGGUCGGUCGUGACCACUGCAUUUGCUGAAGAUAGUGAUUGUGAGGAAGAUAACGCUAAGAAUGGUGCCAACUUGGAUGACUACCUCAUGGAAAAAAUGAACAAAGACCUUCAAGCAGUUGACUUGGAAGAGCCAUUGUCUUGGCAGGCUUAUAAUUAUGCUAAGGUGUCUUUUAAGAUAGUUGGUGGUACCCUGUCUGGUCUUAUAAUCGACCCAAGAUCUGUAACCGUUUACCCUUCUGUCAAAGCCCCAGUAGAAUACUCAAUGCAGUCGCCUGAAACAAUUCGGGACGUGGAUGUGCAGCCCUGCAGUGGCCUGGUGGGGGAGGCAGUUUGGGUAGGCUGGGGCGGCGAGGCACACGCGGCAGCGUGUGUGGGUGGGGUCUGGGAGGGGGUUCAGGCCUGUGCAGGACUCUGGCUUCCCUCUAGAAUAACUAGUUGA
Triticum turgidum subsp. durum (durum wheat) is the source of this 1962-nucleotide messenger RNA. The record is from the annotation of a GenBank genome assembly. NCBI's taxonomy places the organism in Eukaryota, Viridiplantae, Streptophyta, Magnoliopsida, Poales, Poaceae.